This is a messenger RNA of Folsomia candida, 8863 nucleotides long. RefSeq lists its product as uncharacterized. The transcript has 4 exons. NCBI's taxonomy places the organism in Eukaryota, Metazoa, Arthropoda, Collembola, Entomobryomorpha, Isotomidae. The record is from RefSeq and is a predicted model, not a curated record. The coding region runs from base 8179 to 8682 and encodes 167 amino acids.
UAUUUAAAAUAAAUACGGAAAACCUUAUCUGAUUAGAACUGAAUCGCAUGAGCUCUGACACUACAAUGAACAUAUCACUAAUAUGUCGUACUACUUUAGCAUAGUUUAUUAAAUUAUUAAAACAAUUUUUUUACACAAACCAGACCUCAAAGUUAAGAAGGAAUUUUUUGUUGUUGUUGUUGUUCAAAAACGAAUACCUCAGUCAAAAGCCAUUCUAUCAUGUGGGAAACCAUAUGAAGUCUUCUGUCUUGAUGUAACGUCCUUAGUGUUGCGAGGUCUUUGGGGAAUUCCCGUUGGAGUACGAUAUGGGUCAAAGGUUUUAUUCAGAGCAUCAUUUUGGUUUAACAGUUCCCAUGCACUGAAGCUCGACAGCUUAUGAGCACUGAGCGUAGCUGUUUGUUUUAGAGGAAUAGAAUCUAAGGUACCCAUAAGAUCAUUUCUCACUACAGUUGAAAAUAGAGCGGCAGGGACAUUUAACAUUUUACACACUCUCAGGAAUCUGUUGAUUCCGUUUGGGGAUGUGGUCCAUUUCAAAUCUCUAAUGGAGUAACUCAUUAAAUCCGAAAUGUUAGAGUCAGGUUCAAACUCACUUCCCCAGAAAGUUACUCGUCCUGAUUUAUCCCAUUUUAUCAUUUCAGGAUGACACUUUAAAAACCCGAGCAAAUUGUGAGCUUUAUUCAUUUGAGUGGUAGGAAAUUCUUUCAGCAUUUUUAUAUCUGAUUCAGAUAACGUGAAUUUUUCAGGGGAACCAACUGGAGUAGACUCUGUGCUAGAAGGAGUUACAGGUGGAGGAGUUUCAUUAGUGGAGAUAGUAUUACUUUUUCCUAUGGAUGAUUUAUCUUCACCAGAAACCAUUCUAACGGAAAUAAGUUUAUCUAAAAUGUCUUUCAACUGAUUAUUUACACGUUUCAUUAAACUACUGUACAAUUGGACUUUAAUAUCCUCCGAAAUUAAGGAUCCAAAAACUGAUGUAGCUUCCUGAUCCUUGUCCGUAAAAAAGUGAGUUUUAGCAUGCUCCAUUGUGUUGGUCUUUUUUAGAAGCUGGGAAUACUCGUCUUCACUAACAACUCUCAUUUUUUGCGACAUUUUAAUAUUUAGUUUUUAAAACCCUAAGUGUGAACUAAUCGCUCGUCCUGCUAUUGCACCAAGAGCUGAAAGCACGGGUGUCAUUAAGAAUGGAAGAAAACCUCCUUUCUGUACUAAAUGUUCCUUCUUGCUUUUAUGUGAUUUUGACUUUUUUGAUAAUUCCCUGAUUUGAUCUUUGUGUUUGUGUAAUUUCUUUCUUGUUUCCUCGUCUACUUGAAAACGACCUUUUAAUAUAUUUACAGCAAUUUCACUUAGUGCUCGUAUCUCGUCCGGGGAUGCUUCCUGAAUGAUCUUGCUUGAUAAAUCGUUGAGAAUUUUUAAUGCUUUAGCAUGUGAGCAUUGCGCGUUGUCAAUAUGGAAUGAGAGCGGACCUAGGAGUAGGUGUAGGUAAAAUGACAUGAUUUUUCGUUUAUAAGUAAAGACUUUUCUUGAUAACUUCCAUUAUUCAACUGCUUAGCGUACGAAGCUUCAUACAGUUUUUAUCCUUUUUCCAGGGCACUACUAAUAGUCUAAAAAAUGAAGCAUGUUCAUGUAUUUCACCACGAACACUAUCACCGUGUGUUAGAGAAUCAAAUUGGUAAAGGCAUACCCGUGUUUAGAGGUUAUAGACAGAAAGGAGGUGGUCUAGGAAGUAUUCUGGGAUUUAUCGGUCGAUAUGGAUUACCGCUCAUUACCAAAUAUAUUCUACCUCAUGCAGCGCCUGCAAUUAUGAGUACAGUAUCUGAUAUUACAAAUGGUCAAUCAAUUAAAACAGCCCUAAAAUCCAAUGCUAUUAAAAUGGCUAAAAAGGUUGGAAAAUCUAUUCUUAAACCCCAAGCAGGAGCUGGAUUAGGUUCUAGAAAACGAAAAGCUUUACUAGGUGCAACGUCAGAAGAGUGUAAGGUGUUGCACGAAUCACAUCACUCGUCCAACCCAAAGAAAUCUAAAGCUUCAUCCGUAAAAUCGGGCAACAAGAGAAAAACACCAACUGCACCUAAGAAAAGAAGAUCAAUUUUUAGUAAACGGGAUAUAUUUGGAUAAUGGCAUUAAUUAACGAAUUCUCUCAACCGUCUAUUAGGGGACAAGUAGAGUUAUUUGGUCUUCCACCUACAGACACAACGGUUGAAUCCAGUUUCUACGCAGAAUAUAAACCUGUUGUAAAUAUACAAGAUAACGAUGCAAAAAUUGAUUUCCGAAUUACUGGAAAUGCAUCGCAAUAUCUUGACUUGUUUGACCAUUUCUGUUAUCUUAGAGUAAAAGUUGUUGCAUCGGAUGGAAAAGAUUUACCAGCAGCAGCAGAGGUUAGUACUUCUAACUUAUUUAUGCAUUCCCUGUUUUCGCAAUGUGAUGUUAGUAUAAAUAAUCAACUUGUUUAAACCAGCAAUACCUGUUACAUGUACAAAGCUUAUUUAGAAACAGUUUUGACAUACGGAACUGAUUACAUAAAUUCCCAAGCGACUUGUCCACUAUUCUACAAAGACACUGAUAAUGGAUCGCUGAAAGAUACUAACACAGGCUACAAAAAAAGAAAGCAAUGGAUUCAAGCCUCGAAACCGGUGGAAUUAAUUGAUAAAUUAAAAUUUGACCUUGCUUAUCAACAUCGAUAUAUUUUGAAUGACACAACAGUUACCACUAGCUGUUGAAACGUUUUCCCUUUUGUGCGGGGCACUUGCUUCAGGUAGUCCCGCGAUUAAUCCCAAAGUAAAAUUCCUUGAUGCGAGUCUAUUUAUUAGAAAACAUGUUUUAUAUCCUAGUAUUGUCUUGUCUCACCAAAAGCUACUUGAAGGAGGGCAUAGUGCUCGAUACCCCUUCAAAAAAUCAGAAGUAAAAUUUUUUUCAAUUCCAAAAUCGUCACAAUCCUUUAUCGAAGAAAACGUUUUCCUUGGUACAAUCCCAACUAGAAUUGUCAUCUGUCUAAUUCCGAGUAAGGGUUUUGUUGGGGACUAUGACGUUAAUCCUUAUGUAUUCCCCCAUUACAAUCUUAAUUAUAUAUCAUUAAGUGUGAACAAUGUUCCCUAUCCUAUUAAAGGUUUACAACUUGAUUUUGACAGUGAUAUUAAGUUAUUGCCAUAUUAUUUACUGUAUUGUUCUCUUGGAACAGCAGGACAAGAUCAAGGUUUGACUUUUGACAGAGAAGAAUUUUGUAGUGGUCAGACAUUUUUUGGAUUUGACAUUAAUCAGUCUACUGGGUCAGAUUCUGCACUACAGUUGGAAAAAAACGGAUGUGUAAGAAUCGAAUUAAAAUUUGCUAAGGCACUGCCUGAAGCGGUAAAUUGUUUAGUUUAUUCUGAACAUUUUAAAAUCUUGGAGAUUGACAGAUUUAGACAAAUUUCUGUACAAUAAUGAAUUCUUUACAACUUCGAUAUGCCUUAAUCAACUCUAUGAACCUUUUCAUAGCUGUUUGUGCCAAAGAUCAGUUAGAUAGUAUUAAUUCAAAAACGUUUGCAAUUAUUAGUAAUAACCAAUCUUCAAACGAGGCAGGGAUGCACUGGUUAGCUUUCUACAAAGAAACUGAAUCGUCUGUUCUAGAAUUUUUUGAUAGCUUUGGAAUGCCUUUAGGUUUUUUUGGAAAAGAAUUUGAAGAUUUUGCAUUAAGAAACGAGAAAAAGGUUAGACAGUCAUCAUCUCAAUUUCAGUCAAAUUCCAGCAAUCUGUGUGGAGGGUAUUGCUUAUACUUCUUAAUUAAUCGAAACCGUGGCUUGUCCUACGAUAAAAUUUUAAAUAAAUUCAACUCAGAAAAUACUCUUGUGAAUGAUAAAAUAGUAUCAAACUUUGUAAAAACAAACCUUUACUUUCCAAAAUGUUCCAAAUGUGGAAUCGAAUGUAGCGGAAAAUGUGCAAAUAGUCUCAGCGAUAUUUGUAUUCAGAAAAAUAGACAUUGCGUUCGGAUAUUUCAAACAAUUCAAUCAUGAAAACACAAACUUUUGAAAGAAAUCUACUUUAAUCCAAAACAUAUUGGAAGUUUUGGUGGACCACAUCGGUUAUCUGCAGCAACGGGAGUAUCCCUGAAGGAUGCUGUAACUUUUCUACAGCAUUAUGAAACAUAUACAACAAACAAAUCUGUGAAGCAUAAAUUUUUUAGACGUGAAAUGACUUCCCACGAAGUUGAUUAUUGUUGGCAAGCUGAUUUAAUAGAUAUAUCAAAAUAUUCAAGAUUAAACAAGGGAACAAAAUAUUUAUUAACAGUAAUAGAUACUCUAAGUAGAUUUGCUUUUGUUAAACCUCUAAGAAAAAAAGAUGGAAAAUCAGUAACAGAGUCUUUCAAGGAAUUAAUCCUAAACUCAAAUCGGAAACCAAAAUUCAUACAAACAGACGAAGGAAAAGAAUUUUUUAACAAACAAUUUUAUAAUUUAUUAAAGGAACAAGACAUAAAAUUAUUUCAUAACCAUUCGCCACUUAAAGCAGCAAUGGUCGAAAGGUUUAAUAGAACUCUGAUGACGAGAUUACAAAAAGUUUUCACAUAUAGAAAAACAAAUGUGUAUUAUGAUAUUUUACAAGAAGUAGUAGAUUCAUAUAAUGAGAGCAAACAGAAUUAUUGAAUGUUCGCCUAGGUCUGUCAACAAGUAUAAUCAGAUGGAUGUUUGGUUUCGGAGUAAUAAAGAUGUUCUUAUGAUGAAGCAUCAAAAACCGAAAUUAAAAUCAGGAGAUUUUGUUAGAAUUAAAAUAAAUAAAGCGCUUUUCAGGAAAGGCUAUUCCCCUACUUUUACAGACAAGAUUUACAAAAUUAGCGAAGCUCAUAACAGCAAACCUAUGACAUAUUCCAUAAUGGAUAAUUCAGGGGAAAAGGUGUUAGGAAUUUUCUAUCCUCAAGAACUAUCUAAAGUGUUAACCUAAGCUAUUUACAUGCAAAAUUAUUUGAAAAAUGAAAGCGGUCCCCAUUUCCGCUGGUGCGGAAAUGGGGACCGAGAUUCAUCAUACAUACGUCACGAUAGCAUUGAAAUUAUGUUUUGAUGCUGCUUUCACUCAUCUACUUAUCUCUUUCUUGGAAUUAUUAUCACCAGUUUCCUGUCAAGGUUACAUAUAAAAUCUAGCUGAGAUUACGAUUUCAUAAAUUUUAUUGUACAAGAAAUCGUGACAACUUACCUUUCAUCUGGGUUAUUGCCAACCGGGUAAUAAAUUCAAAUACCACGAGUGACUAACUAGUGUCAUAUUCACAGAAUCAUACAUCACCGUCACAUAAUAGAUUGUCAUAGAUCUUGUAGAGAGAAUUUCUGACUGGCUCAAAAAGUCGAUAUGUAUGGAUUCCAAACCUAGUUUGACGUUAUCAGUCCCCGGUCACUACCAUUUCAUUUCAUCCAUUUGUUUUGUACGUAUACUGACCAAGACAAGAGAAACGCAGGAAGGACUCGAGGUCAUAUCAUGUCACAUAUCAUGUCAAACUGAACGACAUGGCACAAUCCAUCCAUCGAGGCAGAGCUUAAUCUAACAGAAAUCCACCAACGGAUGAUGCACACUUUUAUAUUUUUGAAAGAUUGUUAUCAACCCAUCCGACUGGGGGAAUAUCAGUUUGGUAACAUGUUACUACUAAAUGGUAACGCUUUUAAUCCUUGGAAGUACAGUACAAUAAUUAGAAAUGGGGCAUUACAAUUUUGUUCAAAGUUACGUACGAGUAGAUAUUAUUUCAUAAACCGGCAAUUCAUACAUACCCUCCUAAAAAACUGGUAUUAAAUCAUUACCGACCGGAGUACACAUUUAUAUGACUCUAACGGCACUGGUAAUAACGGGCAUUAGUAAUGUCGUGGCAAAUUUCGUAAAUUUCACCCUACCACUCACAAACAAACUAAUACAAAUUCGGUAGGAAGUUACUACCAAAUCAAUACAAGUACCAGUACCAUCCCGGUAGCAAAUUACUACCACAUUUUUUAGCGUGUACACACAAACCGAGUCCUGCCACACGGUUGAUUACUCACUCCCAUUUUACAAAGUUAUCACGUACAUAUUCCCGUCAGAAACAGUGAAAACAAGGCAAGUGAUGAGUGGAUCGGAUCGGAUGCGGGUAUCACUUUUCACGUCAUCAGAUCAUUUCAUAUAAUCGUGACGAUUUGAACAAUAAGUUUGUUUUGACCAGGACGUUGUUUUUCCGACCGACAAACACAUCAACAUGUUUCGCGUCUUGAUUUUUAAGCGCAACGCAAAUAAAUAUAUUUUUCAGGAUGCAAAAUCGUGCAAACUUGGCUUGUCGGCUGUUGCAAAAUUUAUGAUAAUCGAUACAGCACGUGCAGUGGAGGAAAUUAGUACUGCAUUGAAAUUCUUGACGGUAUGAAAAUAAAAUAUCACUGUGAAAUGGACCUGCCCCUUUUCACGAAGGGAUGUUAACGUGCGAAUUUUUUUAUAUACGUUACGUCACACAAUUGGCAAAAUUAAAUCAAUAACCAACAAAACAAUUAGUUUCAGUUCUUUUUAUACAAGUUGUUUAUUUCGUCUUUUGUUGACUGUUUGAGCUUGAUAAUUAAAGUGACGUGUUUAACAUGAAAAUUUGUAACGACGAGCAAAGUGAAAAUACACGAAAAAUUAGUUAACAGAUUUGAUUGUAUUCGGUUUUAGUUGAAAAAAAUUCAGCUAAUUCGAAUCUGUUCGUUAACUUGAUAAUUAGCGAAUUUAGUAAAUAAUCAACAAGUGUGUUAAUUUAUUUGCGUAUGAAGCUCUUUUUUAUGCCAGACUCUGAAUACCUAGUUUUAUACGUAAUAACUCUUCAUCACAUUUAAAAAAUUAUGUGAUCCGGCGGAACACUCGCUCAUAAAUCAGAAGCAUUUCGUUUAACAUUUAAUAGAAUUAAGAAUUGCAAAAUUGAGAAUUGCAAAAUAUUGAGUAUUUAACAAUUCUUCAAAAAUAAACCAUUUUGAAAAAUUCUAGUCACAAAUUCCUAGACUAUAAAUAAUUCAGUAACUUGGGAUGGAAUGAUAAACACAUUGCAUUCUUACUAUCUAAAUUGGUAAUAAAUUAACACUAAGCUUCGAAAGUUACAAUUCGGUAACACAUUAUUAACACAUAUUUUUAAACCGCAUAUUACGAUUAUCCAAUCCAUCCAUUCAUGAGAAAAGUAUUUAUGCAUAUUAUUAAGAAGCAGAAAUUUCAUGGUGGAAGAAUUUUAUUUCGAUUUGACUUCCAUCUAAUUUUUUGCGUCUCAUCCGAGAAAGUAAGUUCACUUUGGAAUUGAAUUUCUUUAAACUUGAAUAAUUGCGUAAAACCGAAUUUUUCUGCAGGAAUCUACUAAAUCUACUAAUUUACCUGACGGGACCCGGUCGUAAUUUUGAACGCUUAUUAAAAUAUAUACAACGAAAUAGCGUCAUCUUAACGAUUUUGACGUAUGAUGGAUUAAAAUUUCCGCAAUUUUGUCUACAUUUUAAAAAAUCCUGCGGCUUUUUAAACCGUAGCAAAUAAGUAUAUGCGCUUAAUCAAAAAUUGUGCAAAUUCUUCUAAUUUAAGAACAUGGCUACACGCUCAAUUCAAUUAGAGCACAACACAAAUGCAUUAUAAUUGUUCUCUAAUUCUUGAUAAAUAAAAGUGCAUUAUGUGCAUGCAUAACUAUUUAUGAGCAUUAAAAAAUUCUCCCCGCCCACAAUCACUGCACACAGUUUUUUUACGGUAUCAGUGAUAUCGUUAAAAAACUUUCCUUCCAACCGUUUGUCCACCACUCGUCACCAACCCAAGUUAAAUCACGUCAUUUCUAAUAAAACAAUGAAAUGGAAUGAACAACAAACCAUGAAAUAUACUAAAUUUUAUGAACAUUAUAUACAUAAACAUACAUUUUUUCUCACAAGUCGAGCACAGCGAUUACGUCUUUUCGAACUACAUGUUAAACAUAUAUGCUUGAUGUGAUGUACAUAAAAACAAAAUCAAGGAGUCACAGGGUCCAACAUUAUACAAGGUUUAUCAUCGUCUGCAUUCCUAUUUCCCAGGGACACGUAGAUAUAUACAUUCUUCCCAACCCUUUACCUAUAUAACCUCCCAUUGUUUCUAAUUUGUGACGUUUUCAAUUGUUCAAAGUGUUGAAUUACUAACCUACCCCAACCUAACCUAACAAAAAUAUGUAUAUAUACCCAUAUAUUCUGAUAGAUUGCCUAGUCACAUUUGUCAUAUUGGACUUGAAACACCUUAAACUUUUCAAGCAGCAUGCCUUCCGCCAGGAAAGUUGUUUCCAUUUUCUUCUUCGUGGUGCUAUUCGUUGUCCAAAAUUCGGAAUGCAAGAAGUUCGAAAUCAACAAGUUUAUCGAAGAACACGGGACCUGCAACGGAGAAACCCCAACCCUCCCCCUUGAUUGGGUCCCUAAUGCUCUUGCCGCUGCCGCAAAAUGCUUGGACAUCACGGAUGAAUUUUGUGCCAAACUUUGCUUGGCCUACAAUUACGACGGAUUCAUUGUGAACAAUAAACUUGACACGAAAUGGCUGAAGGGUAAAGCUAACGAUUUGGGCGUUAGUAAAGCCAAUGAAAAAUCAAAGGACGCCAUCGUUGCGGCCGUGGAUGGGUGCGCCAAGCCCAAUCCUGCAUACACAAGGCCAACAGCAAAAACUGAGUCAUGCCCGGAAUGGGAAAAAUUUGAUGUUUGCAUGGACGAAGCUUUCAAGGUUGCUUGCAAAGGGAAAAAGGGAAAAGGCAGCGAUGAUUUCUUGAACUAAAGUACACACCUUAUAACGUGACACUCAUAAAAUUACUUAUAUAUUUAGAAUGCAAUUUGCAGUGAAAUUAAGGCAAAUUCUAAUUAACUAACUAAAGGGUCGUAUUUAUUUGUGAACUGAUUUGAAUUUUAAUCUAAUCUGAAUAAAAAAAGAUCAUUCGUUAUUUUCUGGUAAAGUUUCA